Prunus avium (sweet cherry) is the source of this 1961-nucleotide messenger RNA. RefSeq names its product arabinosyltransferase RRA3. Gene Ontology annotation, molecular function: glycosyltransferase activity. Gene Ontology annotation, biological process: root hair cell development. Lineage: Eukaryota; Viridiplantae; Streptophyta; Magnoliopsida; Rosales; Rosaceae. The record is from RefSeq and is a predicted model, not a curated record.
UCGAAUUUUUAUUUUAUUUUCCGGGUUGUCGGAUGUCAAAGUCAAACUACAGCAGCAUAAAAAACCACCGAAUCUUGGCCGAUAUGCCAAAAAACGAGAGCAAUGAUGGUCCUUUAGUUCCUUGUAUGCAAAGCACCGUAUCCUUGCCCGCUCGAUCCAGCUCGUCUCUCUGUCAGACUCUCUUAGAGAGGAGAGAGUAAGCAACGACAAAGCCUUCCUCGUAGCUCCGCUUGCAUUUUCGAUAAUUCAUAAAAGGAGAGAGAGAAGCUCCACCUUCGCUUCCCUGACUUUCAGUUCAAGCAGCAGCACUAGAACCCUAAUCAGCGACUGUGUUAUUCAAUCUCUCUCUCUAUCUCUUACUCUCUCAAGAACGACUGUGUACGGCUCGAGGGAAAGGGAAGGAGGGCAUGGCGGGUCGUAGAGACGGGUCGUUGAUGCGGGAUAAGACCCAGUCAUUUCGUGGAUCUCGAAUAGUGACAGCCAUUGUCGUCGGAGUCCUUCUUGGCUCUGUCUGCGCCUUCUUCUUUCCUCACGGAUUCAUCAGCUCGGAUCCGCCUAUCCAAAGCCGUCGAUUCGGGAAAUUGGAUCUCCAGACUAGCUCAUCCCAAUGUGAAUCAACAGAACGGAUAAAUAUGCUGAGGUCUGACAUUGGAUCACUGUCGGACAAGAAUGAUGAGCUGAAGAAACAGGUUCAAGAUCUAACUGAAAAGCUACGGCUAGCUGAACAAGGAAAGGAUCAUGCACAUAAGCAGUUUUCAGUAUUAGGUAAACCGCAUAAGGCUGGCCCUCUUGGUACCGUCAAGGGCUUGAGAACUAACCCGACUGUCAUUCCCGAUGAAUCUGUGAAUCCGAGGUUGGCAAAGAUCUUGGAGGACGUUGCAGUUCAGAAAGAGCUUAUAGUUGCACUUGCAAAUUCAAAUGUGAAAGCCAUGUUGGAGAUAUGGUUUACUAGCAUCAAGAGGGUUGGUAUAACCAAUUAUCUAGUUGUAGGAUUAGACGACGAGAUUGAAGAAUUUUGCAUAGCUAAUGAUGUUCCUGUAUACAAGAGAGAUCCAGAUGAGGGUAUUGAUUCAAUUGCAAAGACAGGAGGUAACCAUGCCGUCUCUGGGUUGAAAUUUCGUAUCUUGAGGGAGUUUCUGCAACUAGGUUACAGUGUUCUUCUCUCAGAUGUUGAUAUAGUAUAUUUGCAGAACCCCUUCAAUCAUCUUUAUCGGGAUUCUGAUGUAGAGUCCAUGAGUGAUGGUCACAAUAACAUGACAGCUUAUGGAUUUAAUGAUGUGUUUGAUGAACCUUCUAUGGGUUGGGCUCGCUAUGCUCAUACAAUGAGGAUAUGGGUGUAUAACUCUGGUUUCUUUUACAUAAGACCUACACUUCCUUCAAUUGAGCUUUUGGAUCGUGUGGCUGGACGGCUCUCUAAGGAAAAAGCAUGGGACCAAGCAGUGUUCAAUGAGGAACUCUUUUUCCCUUCACAUCCGGGUUACGAUGGGCUUCAUGCUUCCAAGAGAACUAUGGAUUUCUAUCUCUUUAUGAACAGCAAGGUCCUCUUCAAGACAGUCAGGAAAGAUGCUAAUUUGAAAAAAUUGAAACCAGUAAUCCUUCAUGUAAAUUACCACCCAGAUAAACUUCCAAGGAUGAAGGCAAUUAUGGAGUUCUAUGUUAACGGCAAGCAAGAUGCGCUGGAACCGUUCCCCGAGGGUUCUCAAUGGUAGUGAUAGUUCUACAGACCCAUGGAUGGGCUAAACAGUACACACGCUCUGUAAUUCAACUGAUACAGGUAGAGGCGAAAUUGAUUGCAUCUUCUGAGGCCAAUUCAAAGUCUCUUUUUUUCUUCUUCUUCUUUUUCCCCCUGAGUUUCCUUUCAAAUUUUUGUUUUGUAUGGAUAGUAACUUUCUGAGUUUCACUAGAGUAUCUCCUGAGAUGACAUUUGUUCUUUAUCAUAUAUACCAAGAAAUGUCACAUAA